CCCCCCUCCCUAAAAAAAAACAAGCCGAUCAGCAACUGCCAGCGCGGCCGGACCGAGCCGGCUCUCGCUUCAUGCCGGGUCGUGUUGAUUUGUAAUAUUUUUUAGUUUUUUUUAUAAUAACCGGUGAUAAACAAAGGAGAUGACGGGACUCCUGCCGUUUUACCGGGGCCUGUGCACCCUGAGUAACCGUCAAGCCAGACGAAAAACUGGGAUUGUCGGUUCUCGGUGCGGGUUUUGCGGAACUCAGUCAAGCAGCAAGCCGCAGCCAAACUUUGGGCUGUUGUUCGACAUUGAUGGCGUGCUCGUCCGGGGAAAGCAGCCAAUCCCUGCUGCAAAGAAGGCGUUUGAGAAGCUGGUCGACUCUCGGGGACAAUUUGUGGUGCCGGUUGUUUUUGUCACAAAUGCAGGGAAUUGCCUCCGACAAACAAAAGCGGACCAGCUCGCUCACAUUCUGGGAGUACCUAUUACACAAGAUCAGGUCAUCCUGUCCCACAGUCCCCUGAGAAUGUUUAAGAAGUUUCAUGACAAGUGUGUGCUGGUGUCAGGACAGGGACCCGUCCUGGAAAUUGCUAAAAAUGUGGGCUUUAAUAACGUUGUCAGUGUUGAUAUGCUGAGGGAGUCGUUCCCGUUGCUGGACAUGGUGGAUCACAACAGGAGACCCAAACUGCCGUCCAAUCCUGUUGGCAACCUUCCUAAGGUUGAAGCCGUGGUCCUGUUCGGGGAGCCGAUUCGAUGGGAGACACACCUGCAGCUGAUCGUCGACAUUUUGUUGACCAACGGGAACCUCAGCAGUGUUCACCAAACCCAGAAGAGGCCUCACCUCCCCCUGCUGGCCUGCAACAUGGACCUCAUGUGGAUGGCUGAGGCACAAUCUCCACGGUUUGGCCAUGGGACAUUUCUCGUGUGCCUAGAGAACAUCUACAAGAAGAUAACCGGUAAAGACCUGAAGUAUGAGGCGCUCAUGGGAAAACCCAGUGAGCUAACCUACCAUUUUGCAGAGUACCUCAUCAGAAGCCAGGCCAUGCAGAGGCAGUGGAAACAUCCCGUCACUUCCCUUUAUGCUAUAGGGGACAACCUCAUGACUGACAUCUACGGUGCCAAUCUAUACAACCGCUACCUGGAGGAGAGAGUUGCAAGAAAGAACCCCAAAGCCGUUGCUAAGAUGGUCUCCGCCACGGGGUCCGCCACUGCAGUGCCCCAGGAGGAGGAGAGCGACAAUCUGUGGGAGAGUGAGCUAGCGCUGCCCUCUGCCACGUCCUGUAAGUCUGUCCUGGUCUGCACAGGGGUCUACAACCCCAACGUAGAGGUGCCGUCCGACGCCAGUCACUGCAUCAAAGAGACCGUGUUCCACGGGCACCGGGACUUCCGAUUUGACCCCGGGCUGGUGGAGCCAGACCACAUUGUGCAGGAUGUGGCAGAAGCUGUUGAGCUCAUCUUUGAGCAGGAGAAGUUCGUGCCUCAGUAGAGUUGAGCCAACAGGGUUUUGCGUGAUCGUGGAGGUCCUGGUAGAGAAGGGGAGGUGGAGCAUUAAACUGGGUGUGCCACUCAAUGCAUAAACCUGUAGGAGCCGAACACUGUGGACCUUGUUUUACCACCCGACAGGGCGUUGACAAAUCGUGGGUCAGCUUCUAAACUUUCAACAUUGAGAAAAAAACGUUAGAGAAAAUUAAUCAUGUAACUGUUACUCUCAACCGCUCUUUUAUAAUGUUUUUGUGACAGUCUUUAAUUACCUGUUUUCAUGAAGGAAACAUUUAAGGAACUGCCUUAUUUGACCCAACUAUUUUUUUUAGAUGAUAGUAAUCUUUUAGAUAAUUGCAAAUCCUAAAACAUCCUAUAUUUAUUACAAUAAUUUACCAGUGUUUUUAAGAAGCCUAUUCAGAUAAUAAGGGUUGCCCCUUAUUCUCAAGGUGACUUUUCAUUGUUGCAUUUUUUGUCAUUUGUUAACCCAUUUAUCCUGGAAAAUCUAUGCAUGACUGAGAGUAUUACCUGUACAGUAAAGACAACAGUUUGAUGUGCAGUAGGCCUAUUGUCCUCUAAUAGUACUAUCCGUCUGCAUUUUGUCUAGCUGUGAGAGCCACGAGUAUUUGCACAGAUCGGAGACUUUGUUAAAUGUUACCAUAUCUUCCUGUCACGACUUGUGUAUUAUAAUGUAGAAAUUCAUUUUUAUGCUUUCAAAUUUUAAUUCCAGACGUAAAAGCUAUCUAGAUGUUUUUUUAGAUACAAGUACAAUGCCAUGUCAAAAACUUUUAUCGCUCCAUAUAUUUGAUCAUUUGUGGUAUUUUUUUUCAUUGUAAAUAACUGAACGUCAGAAAAUAUAAGGAAUAAUUAUUACACAUGUUCUGCAAACUUUGUUUUUUGUUUUGUUAUGAAAAAUGAUCCACCACUUAUCAGAGAUGGCCAUGGUAUUGAUCACUCUAAUAGACUUCUCCGUCAGUCAACAUAAUGACGUAUUUUUGUUGGCAGUGUAGGCGGAGGCACAAUAAUAGAGUGCUGCAGUAAAGUGUCCUAACACCUGGAAAUGAGUUAUCAACUUUGCACUUCCUGUUCCCUCGUCUUGAAGUCGAUGGGUUUUUUUUUUUAAAUGUUUUUUUUGGUUUGAUGCCUGAAACAAGCUUAAGAUAUUUUAAUAUUCUGUUCUAAGAUAUAAAAUAAGUCAGUAAAUACGAAAUAAACCAUGAAUUCUGACUCCAAGGCGGUUUUUAACAAGUGGCUAAAUGAGACUACAAGAGUCAUGAUACCGAUUAGUCCGGCCUUACAACCUUGUGUACUGUUGGGUAUGGUUUCAUUGCUAAAACUGUGGAAAAAAUUGUAGAAUUUAAAAUAAAACUUGCAUAUCAGAACAUGCAGAAAUCCUCAAAAGGCA
Anarrhichthys ocellatus (wolf-eel) is the source of this 2863-nucleotide messenger RNA. RefSeq names its product haloacid dehalogenase-like hydrolase domain-containing 5. NCBI's taxonomy places the organism in Eukaryota, Metazoa, Chordata, Actinopteri, Perciformes, Anarhichadidae. The transcript is spliced from 8 exons. Gene Ontology annotation, cellular component: mitochondrion. The record is from RefSeq and is a predicted model, not a curated record. The coding region runs from base 140 to 1465 and encodes 441 amino acids. Gene Ontology annotation, biological process: glycerophospholipid biosynthetic process.